AUGGAUUCUGUCGGUGAACAUGGAGACGAGGAGUUCAUCGAUCCCAUAUCGCCGCGAGCAACUCCCGCCGUCAGGGAUUGCUUCUCGGAGCCGUCCACUGCUGCAGUUGGUCGGGGCAUGCCUCCACGACGUCGAUCUGGUGGACUGGAGGGGCUCGACCUCAACUCCCAUUCCACCGAGCUCCCCCAAAUGAACUCGUUCCAGGGCCUGGUUCAGUCCUCGCCGGUCCGAGGCAAUGGACCUUCUCGAUCCACCGGUGGCCAUGCGAAACGCCAUGACUCCGGCGGGGAUGCUGUUGCCACGGUGGGGAAACCGUUUCGCUCUCGUCGGACUGCCGGUUCUGCUUCUGCUGGCAGUGGCGAUGCCGCUACCACCGCAGGUGUGUCUGGUGGUGUAACUCCUGUCUUCGGCACUGCCGCUGCUGCAAGUGGUGGGACGCCUCGGGCCACGGUCAUCCCAACUGGGGCUGGUAGCAGUGGUGGCACUCCGCUGUUUCCUGCCACCGGCCUGGAGGAAGUUGAAGCUGCAGGCCUGGAGGACGAAGACGAAGGGUUUGAUCUUGGGUAUUCGAUGAACUUUUCUUCAAGUGAUGACGAGGACGAUUCUUCAAGUGAUGACUCUUCAAGUGAUGACGAGGACGAAACACUUGAGGUUGCAUUGAAUCACCUGAAGAUGAUGCAACAGUAUGGUGCCAUUGCAUGCAUGCUUGCUGGUAUGUACUACCAUGAUACUUUCAUGAAAAAAUCGAAGAGAAGAAAAACAAACCAUCCGGAUAUGAAGAGGAAAUGA
Miscanthus lutarioriparius is the source of this 789-nucleotide messenger RNA. The record is from the annotation of a GenBank genome assembly. Lineage: Eukaryota; Viridiplantae; Streptophyta; Magnoliopsida; Poales; Poaceae.